Messenger RNA from Puma concolor (puma), 1827 nucleotides. The record is from RefSeq and is a predicted model, not a curated record. NCBI's taxonomy places the organism in Eukaryota, Metazoa, Chordata, Mammalia, Carnivora, Felidae.
CUAGUGAGCCCUACAUCAGAGCAGUAUGACAGCCUACUUCGGCAGAUGUGGGAGAGGAUGGACGAGGGAUGCGGAGAGACCAUAUAUGUCAUUGGGCAGGGAUCAGAUGGGACUGAGUAUGGACUGAGUGAAGCUGACAUGGAGGCCUCCUACGCCACAGUGAAGAGCAUGGCGGAACAGAUAGAGGCUGAUGUCAUCCUCCUGCGGGAACGCCAAGAAGCGGGGGGCCGUGUGCGUGAUUACCUGGUCCGGAAACGAGUAGGAGACAAUGACUUCCUGGAGGUCAGGGUAGCAGUGGUAGGCAACGUGGAUGCCGGCAAAAGCACGCUUUUGGGGGUCCUGACACACGGGGAGCUGGACAACGGCCGAGGCUUUGCCCGCCAGAAACUCUUCCGCCACAAACAUGAGAUUGAAUCUGGUCGCACCAGCAGCGUGGGCAACGACAUCCUGGGCUUUGACAGUGAAGGCAAUGUGGUAAAUAAGCCAGACAGCCAUGGUGGCAGCCUGGAAUGGACAAAGAUUUGUGAGAAAUCCACUAAGGUCAUUACCUUCAUCGACUUGGCUGGCCAUGAGAAGUACCUGAAGACCACUGUCUUUGGCAUGACAGGUCAUUUGCCGGACUUCUGCAUGCUCAUGGUGGGGAGCAAUGCUGGCAUCGUGGGGAUGACCAAGGAACAUCUGGGCCUGGCACUGGCACUCAAUGUGCCUGUCUUUGUGGUGGUCACCAAGAUUGACAUGUGUCCUGCCAACAUCCUACAAGAAACCCUGAAGCUGUUACAGCGCCUGCUGAAGUCGCCAGGCUGCCGGAAGAUCCCUGUGUUGGUACAGAGCAAGGAUGAUGUGAUUGUUACGGCCUCCAACUUCAGCUCUGAGAGGAUGUGCCCGAUAUUCCAGAUCUCCAACGUCACAGGUGAGAACCUAGAUCUGCUGAAGAUGUUCCUCAACCUCCUCUCCCCCCGCACCAGCUACCGAGAGGAAGAGCCCGCUGAGUUUCAGAUUGACGACACUUACUCUGUCCCAGGUGUGGGGACAGUGGUGUCGGGGACAACACUGAGAGGCCUGAUCAAGCUGAAUGACACACUGCUGCUGGGCCCAGAUCCCCUGGGUAACUUCCUGUCCAUUGCUGUCAAAUCAAUCCACCGCAAGCGCAUGCCUGUCAAGGAGGUGCGGGGGGGCCAGACGGCCUCCUUUGCGCUGAAGAAGAUCAAGCGCUCGUCCAUCCGCAAGGGCAUGGUGAUGGUUUCCCCACGCUUGAAUCCCCAAGCAUCCUGGGAGUUUGAGGCCGAGAUCCUUGUCCUCCACCACCCCACCACGAUCAGUCCACGCUACCAGGCCAUGGUUCACUGCGGGAGCAUCCGGCAGACGGCCACCAUCCUGAGCAUGGACAAGGACUGUCUGCGCACCGGGGACAAGGCCACCGUGCACUUCCGCUUCAUCAAGACCCCUGAGUACCUGCACAUAGACCAGCGGCUGGUGUUUCGGGAAGGCCGCACCAAGGCCGUGGGCACCAUCACCAAGCUCCUCCAGACCACCAACAACUCCCCGAUGAAUUCGAAGCCCCAGCAGAUUAAAAUGCAGUCAACAAAAAAGGGCCCCCUGGCCAAGCGAGAAGAGGGAGGCCCGUCUGGAGGGCCAGCAGUAGGGGCACCCCCGCCUGGAGAUGAAGCUUGCUCUCUAGGGACGGUGCAGCCGGCUUUGUCCAGCGGUCUCCAGGCACAGAUGGCAACUGAUUUGGGACAAUUUGGAGUCCUAUUUAAGCCCAAACUGCUCUCCCAGUGUCUGUACCCCAAACAGCAGAGACAGGGGACAAGGCAGUCUACCAGCUAG